CAGCAGCGGGAAAGAUGCGGCUGGAAAUUGAAGGGCUCGAAGUGCUCUUUCCAUAUCCCCGUGUGUAUGCAGAACAGGUCACAUACAUGCGGGAGCUCAAGCGCGCUUUGGAUGCCAAGGGACAUGCCAUGCUUGAGAUGCCCACGGGGACAGGCAAGACAGUCGCGUUGCUGUCGCUUGUGUUGUCGUACAAGUACGCCCAUCCCCAAACGACAGGCAAGCUCAUCUAUUGCACGCGCACGGUGCCUGAAAUGUCCAAGUGUGUGGAGGAAAUCAAGCACGUGAUGACGUAUCGCGCCGAAGUGUUGGGUGCCCAGGCCACGACGAUCACGGCAGUGUGUCUCAGUUCUCGGCGCAACAUGUGCGUGCAUCCUCGCGUCAUGAACAACCCCGACGGCGAGACCGUGGACGGGCAGUGCCGGCAAAUGACCGCGUCCUGGGUGCGUGGCCGCGCCGACGCCGGCAUGAACGUGGAAACGUGCAGCUUUUACGAAAACUACGACCGGCGGUCCACGGACGAGCAGGUGCUCGAGAGCGGCGUGUACACGUUGGACGACCUCAAGGCACUGGGCACCAAGCGGGGCUGGUGUCCGUACUUCAUGACGCGCCAAGCCAUCGGCACGGCCGACGUGGUCGUGUACAACUACCAGUACAUGCUCGAUCCCAAGGUGUCCCAGAUGGUGUCGCGCUCCCUCGAGCGGGAUUGCAUUGUCGUGUUCGACGAAGCGCACAACAUUGACAACGUGUGCAUUGAAGCGUUAAGCGUCACAUUGAAUCGUCGGGCACUGGAUCGGGCCUCGCGCAACCUCACUACCAUCAGUACAACCGUGAGCCGCAUGAAGCAAGCAGACAAGGCCAAGCUCGAUGCCGAGUACCGCCGCCUGGUCGAAGGGCUGCGAUCGAGCGGGACGGUCGUGGGGGUGUCGGACGCGAGCGACUUGGCGGCUGCCAACCCCGUGCUGCCCGCCGACGUGUUGGAAGAGGCUAUUCCAGGCAACAUUCGCCGCGCCGAGCACUUCCUCGCGUUCCUCCGGCGGGUCAUAGAGUACCUCCGCAAACGCAUUAAAGUUCGCCAAGUCGAAUCCGAAACGCCCGCCGCCUUUCUCCAUACAAUGCAAGUGGAGAUUGCGAUCGACAUCAAGCCACUCAAGUUUUGCUACUCGCGGCUCAACUCGCUGCUGCGGACACUCGAGAUUACAAACCUCGAAGAGUACAACUCGCUGUCCCAAGUCGCCAACUUUGCCACCCUCGUGGCGACGUACACGGAGGGCUUCAUGCUUAUCUUGGAACCCACAGACGAAUUCAACCAGCCCCAGCCCAUCCUCCAACUCGCGUGUCUCGAUGCAUCGCUCGCUAUGCGACCGGUAUUUGAACGGUUUUCCACGGUGGUGCUGACGUCAGGGACGCUGUCACCAAUCGAUUUGUACCCUCGUCUGUUGAAUUUCUCGCCCGUGGUGCGCGAAUCCCUGCCCAUGUCUGUGUAUCGAUCGUGCAUUUGCCCGCUCGUGAUCACGCGAGGCAGUGACCAAAUGCCCGUGAGUACCAAGUUUGACCUUCGCGACGACUUAAGCGUCGUGCGCAACUACGGCGGGCUGCUGCUCGAGAUGGCGGCGUGCGUGCCGGAUGGGAUGGUGUGCUUCUUCCCGUCGUACAUGUAUAUGGAGAGCAUCAUCCAGCAGUGGGACGUGCUGGGCGUGCUCAAAAAGGUGCUGGCACACAAACUCAUCUUUAUCGAAACCAAAGACAUUGUCGAGACCACGCUCGCCCUCGACAACUAUAAGCGCGCGUGCGAGAUUGGCCGCGGCGCCGUGUUCUUCUCGGUGGCGCGGGGAAAGGUCGCGGAAGGCAUCGACUUUGACCGCCACUAUGGCCGCGCCGUGCUCUUGUUUGGGAUUCCGUUCCAGUACACGCUGUCCAACACGCUCCGCGCGCGCCUCGAGUACCUUCGGUACACUCACCACAUUAAAGAGGGCGACUUCCUCACAUUUGACGCGCUCCGCCAAGCCGCGCAGUGCGCCGGCCGCGUCAUCCGUAGCAAGGCCGACUAUGGCAUCAUUGUGUUUGCCGACUCCCGCUACAACCGCCACGACAAACGAUCCAAGCUGCCCCCGUGGAUCAACCAGUUCCUGCUCGAGUCGCACUUGAACUUGAGUGUCGACAUGGCUGUGCACAUGUCCAAGAAGUACCUGAGUCUCAUGGCGCAACCCGUCGAUGAGUCGACGACCGUGGCCAGCAUCUUGCUCGACGAAGCCGCCGUGGUCAAGCACUUGGAAGGAGGCAGCAGCAAACGGCCUCGGCUAGAAUAAGCAUACUGCUAAUCGAAUGUGCGCAGCCAGCAUUUGUUUCAUA
This is a messenger RNA of Aphanomyces astaci, 2349 nucleotides long. RefSeq lists its product as hypothetical. Gene Ontology annotation, biological process: nucleotide-excision repair; transcription by RNA polymerase II; positive regulation of mitotic recombination. Gene Ontology annotation, molecular function: hydrolase activity, acting on acid anhydrides, in phosphorus-containing anhydrides; DNA helicase activity; damaged DNA binding. The record is from RefSeq and is a predicted model, not a curated record. Gene Ontology annotation, cellular component: nucleus. The coding region runs from base 15 to 2306 and encodes 763 amino acids. The transcript has 5 exons. Lineage: Eukaryota; Oomycota; Saprolegniomycetes; Saprolegniales; Verrucalvaceae.